GUUGCUAUGGAACACUGGGGAUGGAGUCUGGGGUAAUCCCUGAUUCCCAGAUCACGGCAUCAUCUAUUCUUGAGUGGUCCAACCAAACAGGACAAGUGAACAUUUGGAAACCUGAAAAUGCCAGACUGAAAAGGGUUGGUCCUCCUUGGGCUGCUUUUAUCAGUGAUGAACGUCAGUGGUUGCAGAUUGACUUGAAUAAAGAAAAAAGAAUAACAGGUAUUGUAACUACUGGAUCAACCUUAGCAGACUACUACUAUUAUGUCUCAGCCUACAGAAUUUUAUACAGUGAUGAUGCACAGAAAUGGACAGUGUACAGGGAACCUGGCAUGGAUAAAGAUAAGAUAUUUCAAGGGAACACUGAACUGUACCAGGAAGUUCGCAAUAAUUUCAUUCCACCUAUUAUUGCACGCUUUUUUAGGAUUAACCCCUUAAAAUGGCACCAGAAAAUUGCAAUGAAAGUAGAAUUGCUAGGAUGUCAGUUUAGUAUAGGCCGUGCUCCUAAAAUCACCAUGCCGCCACCACCACCUCGGAUCAAGAAUGAUGACAAGAAUGAUGACUUCAUUCAUUCAGUGAAGACUUCAUUGCAGACAGAUAAAACAACUUUCACACCUGAGAUAAAAAAUACCACAGUGACUCCAAGUGUAACCAAAGAUGUGGCAUUGGCAGCAGUUCUGGUUCCAGUGCUGGUGAUGGUCUUCACUACUCUGAUUCUUAUCUUAGUUUGUGCCUGGCAUUGGAGAAACCGCAAGAAAAAAAAUGAGGGCACUUACGAUCUACCUUAUUGGGAUCGUGCAGGAUGGUGGAAAGGAAUGAAGCAGUUUUUCCCGACCAAAUCAGCAGAACACGAAGAAACUCCUGUACGCUACAGCAGCAGUGAAAUUAGUCACCUGCGACCAAGGGAAGUCCCAACAAUGCUCCAAACAGAGUCUGCAGAGUAUGCUCAGCCACUGGUAGGGGGAAUUGUCAGCACGCUUCAUCAAAGAUCGACCUUUAAACCCGAGGAAGGAAACGAAGCAAGUUACGCCGAUUUGGACCCGUACAACUCACCCGUGCAAGAAGUUUACCAUGCUUAUGCUGAACCACUACCUAUAACUGGACCGGAAUAUGCAACUCCAAUAAUCGUGGACAUGUCUAGCCAUCCCAGCACAACACCUCUUGGCAUCCCUUCCAUUUCCACCUUCAAAGCUGCAGGGAAUCAGGCUCCUCCACUGGUUGGAACUUACAAUAAACUCUUAUCGAGGACAGACAGCACAUCAUCAGCACAGGCGCUGUACGAUACACCAAAGGGGCAACCGGGGCCAGGUGCCACUGACGAAUUGGUCUACCAGGUACCACAGAGCGUGGCCCAGUCCACUGGGAGUAAGGAGAAACUCAGCUCAUGAGCAACGU
Apaloderma vittatum (bar-tailed trogon) is the source of this 1389-nucleotide messenger RNA. It is a transcript of the gene DCBLD2, whose product is annotated as discoidin, CUB and LCCL domain containing 2. The record is from RefSeq and is a predicted model, not a curated record. The transcript is spliced from 8 exons. The annotation marks the transcript as partial. Lineage: Eukaryota; Metazoa; Chordata; Aves; Trogoniformes; Trogonidae.